Phyllopteryx taeniolatus (common seadragon) is the source of this 4255-nucleotide messenger RNA. RefSeq names its product adenylate cyclase 7 (gene adcy7). Gene Ontology annotation, molecular function: adenylate cyclase activity. The record is from RefSeq and is a predicted model, not a curated record. Gene Ontology annotation, biological process: intracellular signal transduction; adenylate cyclase-activating G protein-coupled receptor signaling pathway; cAMP biosynthetic process. Lineage: Eukaryota; Metazoa; Chordata; Actinopteri; Syngnathiformes; Syngnathidae. The transcript has 27 exons. Gene Ontology annotation, cellular component: plasma membrane. Bases 568 to 3921 code for a protein of 1117 amino acids.
GAGGCGGCGCGCGCGCGUUUGUACGAACAGGGGGCGAGCGUCUGUCAUUCACACUCGCACGCAUCCGGAGGAGGACACCGUACUCUCGCUACUCUUUAAGCCGACGAUGGCACCACCUUCCGCGGUCACUUGUGGAGCUUUCAUCGGCGGGACGUUUCGGUGACGGCGGAACACAAGGUACGGUUGUGCCGCCUCAGCAGAAUGAAGCCACCAUCCUCACUGCGGCUACGCUAGCCCGAUCCUGGCGCCGAUGACCCCUUUUGAUGCAUUGUCUGCUUCUGUUUUUCCUUUCUGACCCCUUCCUCCAGUCACUCUCCUUCCUGUGUGUCUUUUACCCCCCUGAGCCUUCCUUAUUGCUCAAGAGAGCUGUAGCUGGCAGCAUAUGAAGCAGGCCUGGCACCGGACAGAGUGUAGAAGAUUCAAGGAGUAGACACAUUCAAGAUGCCGGGGACAAACUUCACUCGAGCGCCAUGAGCUAGCGAGGACCACAAAACGUUCUUUAAAAAAAAAAAAAAAAAAAAAAAAAAACAACAAUCAAACAAUAGCUGUCUUUUCCCACACUCGGUCAUGCCAGCCAAGGGGAAAUACUUGUUGAACGACCAGGAGCUAAAGAAUGAGGCGCUGUACCGCAAGUUCUCCUGCAUCAGCCAGUAUCAGCCACUGGUGCUCCUGCUGGGCCUUUCCAUGCUGUCCUGUGCAGUCCUCCUGGUUCUCUUCUUCGCCCUCGGACUGAGUGCUGAGGAACACUGUGCCUUUGUGAGCGUUGUGAGUGGCGGCCUGUGCGUCUUCCUGGCCGUCUUUGUCCUGGUGUGCACCGAAAUGCUGUCCCAACGCUGGCGGCGUCCGCUGGGCCUGCUGGUGUGGGCGGCGCACCUCGCCAUGGGGUUCACCUUCAUCUUCAGCGGGCCCGUCGUCCUACCGUGGGAUCAGGUGCCAUUCUUCCUGUUCAUCAUCUUCACCGUGUACACCAUGCUGCCGUUCCCGUGGUGGUAUGCGGUGGCGCUGAGCGUGGUCUCAUCGCUGUCCCACAUCGUAGCGCUCACUUUGCGCCUCACCGUGUACAGUGACGCGCCCGUGCCGUACCUCGCCAACCAGCUGCUGUCCAAUGCGGUGGUGUUCCUGUGUGGCAGCGUGGUGGGAGCCUUCCACAAGGUCCUCAUGGAGAAAACCCUCAGGCAGACCUUUCAGGACACGCUGCGAUGCCUCAGCAUGCGCAUGAAGCUGGAGAUAGAGAAGAGACAACAGGAGAACCUGCUGCAGUCUGUGCUGCCGGUCUACAUCUCCAUGAAAAUGAAGUUGGCCAUCAUGGAGCGCCUGCAGGACUGCAAAGACAAGGAGGAGCAACAGCGGCUCGUCAAAGACAACAACUUUCACAGCCUCUAUGUCAAACGGCACGAAAACGUCAGUAUUCUCUAUGCCGACAUUGUGGGCUUCACUCGACUGGCCAGCGACUGUUCCCCCAAGGAGCUCGUUGUCAUGCUCAACAAACUGUUCGGAAAGUUUGACCAAAUUGCAAAGGAAAACGAGUGCAUGAGAAUCAAGAUCCUGGGUGACUGCUAUUACUGUGUAUCGGGCCUGCCAGUGUCUCUGCCCAAACACGCCAAGAACUGUGUGAAAAUGGGCCUGGACAUGUGUGAAGCCAUCAAGCAAGUCCGAGAGGCCACCGGCGUGGACAUCAACAUGCGAGUGGGCGUGCACUCGGGCAACGUGCUGUGCGGCGUGAUUGGCCUGCGCAAGUGGCAGUUUGACGUGUGGUCACAUGACGUGACGCUGGCCAAUCACAUGGAGUCGGGAGGCCUUCCGGGACGUGUGCACAUCACUGAGGCCACGCUGAAGCACUUGAACAAGGCGUACGAGGUGGAGGAGGGCGACGGGCAGCUCCGGGAUCAAUACCUCAAGGAGCUUAACGUCAGAACCUACCUCGUUAUUGACCCUCGGUCCAAAGAUCCGACGCAGAGCAGCCGCAGGGUCCCCAAGCCUCGUGUGAACGACGGUUUGAAGAUGCGGGCGUCGGUGCGCAUGACGCGCUACCUGGAGUCCUGGGGGGCCGUCAAGCCGUUCGCCCACCUGCAGAGCCGAGAGGGCUUCGCGGUGGAAACCCUCGGCAACGGCAAGUCGUUCAGCAAGGACAUCCCACUGCGAACAGCACCCAGCUCCAAGCUUACUGCGAGCUUUGAUGAGUCACUAGAAGAGCGGUUGUCCUUGUCCACGCCCUCAUUCAGCAGCUAUAAAAAUAAGUCUCAGAAGAGUCGCUUUGAUGAGGAGCUGCACAACGAGAUGACCACCACCAUAGAUGAACUGGGCACCAAACAAUGGUACAAGUCUGAGGAGAGUGGCAGUUUAGCCAUAUGGUUUCCAAAGAAAGACCUAGAAAAACAGUACCGAGCCUUGGAUUUGCCCAUGUUCAAGCACUACGUGGGCUGCGCGGCCAUUAUCUUCCUCUGCAUCUUUUCCAUCCAGAUGUUAGUCACCAGGGAUCGGCAGAUACUCGGAGUGACGUUCGCGGUGUUGGCGUGUAUCCUGCUGCUGACACUGGCCAUCUGUUUUGCAGCUCAAAUACAGCGCAUGUUUCCAGAGAAACUGUCAAGCUGGCAGUGGCUGGCGAUGGUCUCUGAGGCCGUGGUGAAGAAGCCUUGUGUGCGCCUCCCCCUGGCCGCCGUCACCACCGCCGUCAUAGUUCUCUUGGCAGUCUUCAACCUGUGCUUCGUCCAGACACAUUUUCGACAAUGUUCCAGUGGUGACGUUCACACCCAGGGUCACGCAAAUGAUUCCCAGCGACUGGGAUUACAGGGAGGACUCUUCUAUUUGCCUUACUCUGUUUACUGCUGCAUCCUGUCCCUGAUCGCUUGCGGCGUGUUCCUGCGGGUCAGCUUGGAGCUCAAAGUGCUCUUCCUCACCCUGGCGUCCAGCGCGUACUACAUCAUCAUCCUCAGCACCAACAGCCAGCUCUUUGUGGCCUACGCCGACGUCCUUCACGCUCAGAUUACCGGAGAGGGCAACUGCAGCAGCCUAGCGGACAAGUCCAUGGUGAGGCUGGUGGGCCUGGUGAAGCACCCCCAGGUGAUGAGCUGCAUCUAUAUCACAUUGUUCCUGGUGACCAUGCUCAUCAUCUCACAGCAGAACGAGUCGUGCUUCCGCCAGGACUUCCUGCUCAAGUACAAAAACCACACGGAGCAGGAUGAGAUCGAGACCCGGGAGAACCUAAACCGCCUGCUUCUGGAGAACGUGCUGCCCGCCCACGUGGCCUCGCUCUUUGUUGGCGAGAACAAGAAAAACGAGGACCUCUACUACAAGUCGUACGACUGCGUGUGCGUGAUGUUUGCCUCGGUGCCUGACUUCAAAGAGUUCUACACCGAGUGCGACAUCAACAAGGAGGGCCUGGAGUGCCUGAGGCUCCUCAACGAGAUCAUUGCCGACUUCGACGAGCUGCUGUCAAAGCCCAAGUUCAGCGGCGUGGAGAAGAUCAAGACCAUCGGUAGCACGUACAUGGCGGCGGCGGGCCUCAGCGGACCGCCCGGUCAGGAGAACAAUCAGGACCGGGAGCGUCAGCAGGCGCAGAUCGGCAUCAUGGUGGAGUUUGCGGUCGCGCUCGUCAGCAAGUUGGACGGCAUCAACCGACAUUCCUUCAACAGCUUCAAGUUGCGCGUGGGUAUUAACCACGGUCCCGUGAUCGCCGGCGUGAUCGGCGCCAGGAAGCCUCAGUACGACAUCUGGGGCAACACGGUCAACGUGGCCAGCAGGAUGGAGAGCACCGGCCAGCUGGGAAAGAUACAAGUGACGGAGGAGACAUCUGACGUGCUGCACAGGCUGGGAUACUUGUGCGAGUGUCGCGGCUUCAUCAGUGUGAAAGGCAAAGGCGAGCUCAAGACCUUCUUUGUGUGCACAGACACGAGCAAGCAGCAAGGCAUGGGCCUCAGUUGAGGCCAGGAGAUCACGCUCGGAAAAUGUAACGCUUGCUUGUAGGCGCGAGCCCAGUGUUUACAUGCCCACCACCCAAAGAGUGACUGAAAUACAGAUGUGGUCCUGCGGGGUGUGCUGGAAAUAAAGGAACUACAGUGUGUCGCUGCGCUGGAUGCGAUCAUGAUGAACUUCGCUUCAAACAAACUGGAAAAGGCCGAAAAACUCAAUCUUCAAACAAAAAUGGCCAACUAUCUGCGGGUUUUACAGUACCGUACAUUUUCUUCAUUGAUUUUGGUGUGUCCUGUCAUCAACAUCCAAAAAUAUGUUGCCUUGAUCCAUGUUUGUAAAAUUUGGU